GACCAUGAAUUUAAUUCAUUUCACUACUAUCAAUUUCGGUUAUUUGUCAUAUUUUUAUCUUCUAUGUCUACUAGAUAUAUUGUGCAACUAGUCCUCAAACAAUAUACUAAAAGACGUCAGUAAACUAUUUGUAAGAGCUCAUCCUUUUUUCCUUCUUUCUGCUUCGUUUCUUGUAGGAGCAUUAACUGGAAUAAAAUGGAAUUAUGACUAUUGGUACUUGAAGGAUUGGGAGGUAGUAAGCUAUUAAUGGAAAUACAUAAUGCAAUGCUUUGCAUUUGGGCCGAAGUACCUUUUAUGUUUAUUUCUGGUUGGAUUAUCAAAAGAAUUAAAAGAGACAAUAGCGUGUGUUUGGCUUUCAUCACUUUUACUAUUUGGUUUUUUACUGCUUCAUUUAUUAGAAAUCUUUGGUUAAUUUUGUUACCCGAUUUAGUUCAAGGACCCUCUUACGGUCUUUUUUAUGCAACCAUGACGUCGUAUGGGAAACUCGUAGCACCACCUGGAACGGAAGCGAUUAUGCAAGCUAUUCUAGGAGUAGCAUUUUGUGGUCUAGGUAUAGGUGCAGGAUGUCUGUUGGGAGGUAUUGGUUUCGACAAUUAUGGUAAUCAGUUGACUUUUCGUUUUGUGGGAUGUUUCUCUAUAGGAUCAGCCAUAAUAUACAAAUGCAUCACGACAUUUAUAGCGGGAGAAAGAUCUGUAAUAAAAGGUAUAAUUUUUUUAUCACGUUUCUGAGCUUAAUAUGUGGAACAUAAUAACGAUUCAAAAUAGGUAUCUGCCGUGAGGUAAAGAAAUUUCAGAAAUUUAUUUUACUCAGAUUUAUUCACGAAAAGCAUGCCAAAAAGCUAAUUAUCUUUCGCAAGUUUUCCUUUGAUUAUUAAAAUGUGAAAAAUUAUUUCGUAAUUAAUAUGAAGAAA
Messenger RNA from Centruroides sculpturatus (bark scorpion), 911 nucleotides. RefSeq lists its product as uncharacterized. The coding region runs from base 247 to 729 and encodes 160 amino acids. The transcript is spliced from 2 exons. Gene Ontology annotation, cellular component: membrane. The record is from RefSeq and is a predicted model, not a curated record. NCBI's taxonomy places the organism in Eukaryota, Metazoa, Arthropoda, Arachnida, Scorpiones, Buthidae.